This is a messenger RNA of Cryphonectria parasitica EP155, 870 nucleotides long. RefSeq lists its product as uncharacterized. The record is from RefSeq and is a predicted model, not a curated record. The coding region runs from base 1 to 870 and encodes 289 amino acids. NCBI's taxonomy places the organism in Eukaryota, Fungi, Ascomycota, Sordariomycetes, Diaporthales, Cryphonectriaceae. The transcript is spliced from 3 exons.
AUGGAAGCUGAACUCGCCCAACUCAAAGAACAAGUUGCUGUUCUCCAGAAGGAAUUGACUCGUGUCUCCGACGAGUCCGAGGUCCGAAAGACACACUUCAAAUAUGGCUAUUACCUCGACAAAUGUCUCUAUAACGAGGUCGUCGACCUCUUCUCGGACCACCCAGACACCUACGUAGAGUUCCUAGGUGCCCGCUACCGAGGCAAAGAAGGCGUCAAGCGCCUCUACCAGGGCCGUUUCCAGCAGUUCUUUGUCAAGGGCCGCAACGGUCCCGUGCAUGGCUUCUUGCUGGACCACGCCAUGAUGCAGGACAUUGUGGACGUGGACCCGAGCGGGACGCACGCCUGGGUGCGCAUGCGGGCGCUCAUGUCUGCCGGCACGCACGAGAGCAUCAAGGACGUCCACCCGCGCGGCCACGUGCAGUGGUGGGAGGGAGGUGUCUAUGAGAAUGAGUAUAUCAAGGAGAAGGGCAUCUGGAGGCUGUUUCGGUAUCGGUAUUUUCCCUUCUGGCACGGCGAGUUUGAGAGCGGCUGGUCGCACACUAAGCCAAACUAUGUGCCCUGGCCUACCAAGACGUUCCCAGAGGACCCCCUUGGCCCGGAUGAGAUCCUAGAGCAGAAGAUGCUCUGGCCUGACACGCGUGUCAUCCCCUUCCACUAUCCGCACCCUGUGACGGGGAAGAAGAUUCUUGAUGACGACCUCCGCGCGCCUGGGUGGGGUGAGGACGUCUCGACGUCGGACAAGCCGUUGACGCUGCAGCUGCCUGACGGACAGAAGCGCGAGGGUGCAAAGGAGGGGGUGACUGAGAGCGAGCCUGGGACCAAGAUCCUGCCGGAAUUGUUGCAGAAUAAGGCUGUGAAUGGAGCUUAA